ACAUGUACUUUUUACUAAUUGUCAGUUUGUGUAUUGCGGGAAGUUUGGCUGAUUCUCGGAUCGUCAACGGUACAAAUGCGGAGGAAGGCGAGUUUCCUUACGCCGUUUCCCUCCGAUACAACAAUAGUCACACUUGCGGAGGAACAAUAUUAAACGAAAAAUUCAUCCUCACAGCGGCCCAUUGUGUAUGCAGAAAUUCCGAGCCACGAGAUGCAUCCUUAUACUCAAUUCAAUACGACGUCCUAAACAUAACCAGGGAACCGGUGAACGUAGUGCCGGUAGAAACGAUUAACUGUAACAAAUUCAGCAGCCAACGUUUAAUUUACGACGUUGCAGUUUUAGAGUUGGCAUCGCCGAUACCGGCAGGUAAAUGGACACCCGUGGAGCUGGCUACCGAACUAAACACUGGAAGCAAACAGAAGGGAGUCAUCAUCGGUUGGGGUAGAAUCUACCACGGCGGCCCAUUAGCGAGGACGCUGCAAAAGAUGGAUGUGGACGUUUUUACGGACAAGAUAUGCGGAAGACGCUUCGAUAAUCAUCAUCACGUUUGUUUCGGUGCCGGAGUCGGAGGCGCGUGCAACGGCGAUUCUGGCACUGCUUUGAUGGUUGACGGGAAACAAGCGGGUAUUGCGUCGUUCAUCACGAGGGAAUGUGGCAUUGCCACUGAGGAUUAUCCCAAUGUUUAUUCCAGAGUACCGUCUUAUCAUAAAUGGAUUGCCGAUAUUGCUGGAUUAUAA
This is a messenger RNA of Aethina tumida (small hive beetle), 737 nucleotides long. RefSeq names its product chymotrypsin-2. Gene Ontology annotation, biological process: proteolysis. Gene Ontology annotation, molecular function: serine-type endopeptidase activity. The coding region runs from base 3 to 737 and encodes 244 amino acids. NCBI's taxonomy places the organism in Eukaryota, Metazoa, Arthropoda, Insecta, Coleoptera, Nitidulidae. The transcript is spliced from 7 exons. The record is from RefSeq and is a predicted model, not a curated record.